Messenger RNA from Humulus lupulus (European hop), 1090 nucleotides. Its product is annotated as MOB kinase activator-like 1A. Gene Ontology annotation, cellular component: nucleus; cytoplasm. The record is from RefSeq and is a predicted model, not a curated record. The coding region runs from base 116 to 787 and encodes 223 amino acids. Gene Ontology annotation, molecular function: protein kinase activator activity. Gene Ontology annotation, biological process: signal transduction; positive regulation of protein phosphorylation. The transcript has 7 exons. NCBI's taxonomy places the organism in Eukaryota, Viridiplantae, Streptophyta, Magnoliopsida, Rosales, Cannabaceae.
UAUAAAUAUUUAUAUGAUAAAAUUGUAAGUAUGUCGGUAUAUAUUUUCUUUCUUUUUCUCCAACUUUGUGCCCUGUAUUCUAGCUUCAUCAGAAUCUGAUACAGAAAGAGACACAAUGAGUCUAUUUGGUCUGGGAAGCAGAAACCAGAAAACAUUUCGUCCUAAAAAGAAUUCUCAACCAGGGAGUAAGGACAUGUUUGGUGAAAAAUUACAGGGAGCUCAGCUUCAGAAGCACAUUGAAACAACUUUGGGCAAUGGGAAUUUAAAGGAAGUCAUAAGGCUUCCUCCUGGUGAAGAUUGUAAUGAAUGGCUAGCUGUGAACACUGUGGACUUUUUUAACCAAGUGAACAUCCUCUAUGGUACUCUCACUGAAUUCUGCACUCCAACCAGUUGUCCAGUCAUGAAUGCUGGACCAGUAUACUCGUAUAAGUGGGCUGAUGGGGUUACCAUAAAAGAACCAAUAAAGGUCUCUGCUCCAAAAUAUGUUGAGUACUUAAUGGAUUGGAUUGAAGUUCAGCUAGAUGAUGAGUCAAUAUUCCCUCAAAGAUUGGGUGCUCCUUUUCCACCCAAUUUCCCAGAUGUGGUGAAGACAAUCUUCAAGAGGCUGUUUCGUGUGUAUGCACACAUUUACCACAGUCAUUUUGAGAAGAUUUUGAGUUUGAAGGAAGAAGCUCAUCUCAACACUUGCUUUAAGCAUUUUGUUCUGUUUGUAUGGGAGUUCCAGUUGAUUGACAAACGACAGCUCGAUCCUCUUCACGACCUUGUUGAGAGCAUUCUAAGGCAAUAAUAGAUACCGGUCGUGAAUUAUCACCUCAAAUUUUGUACUUUUUCUUUCCCAUUGAAAGAAUUUUUUUAUUUAAAGUUUAGUUUUGCAAUUUGGGAACAUGAAUUGUUUUAGGAUUGUAUGUGAUUUUUUGUUGGAGUGGGAACAUGAAUUGUUUUAGGAUUGUAUGUGAUUUUUUGUUGGAGUGGGAGGGAAAUAUUGCUUUCUUCCAGCACCAACAACUCAUCACUUGCAUUUUUUUUAAACACAACUUAGAUAUGAUCGAAAUAAUUAAUAAAACAAAGUCGCACAAGCUUUUAGUGUGAA